Molecule: messenger RNA, 494 nt
Organism: Guyanagaster necrorhizus
Lineage: Eukaryota; Fungi; Basidiomycota; Agaricomycetes; Agaricales; Physalacriaceae
Exons: 5
Coding region: 97-408 (103 amino acids)
Source: RefSeq, a predicted model, not a curated record
GGACAUUUACCAUUACCCGUUGCUUACUUUACUUUUUACUUCCAUUUCCGCGCGCGCAAAGUGCCCAAGUUCGCCUCAUCGUUGUUGGGCAAAACAAUGGACGCUGGUAACCCCCCUCCUGCCGAUGCUGUCCAGCGGGCAACAACCGAAGGUCGCAAGGAAGGACUUUUUGCGGGUCUGACUUCGGCGUUAGCUUCAGGUCUCAUCGGUGCCAAGUUCAUGGGCCUCAACCGGAAUAAAACAAUCAUCACCAUCGUCCUUUUUUUUUUCGCAGUAACGGGUGGCUUGUCCGGGUAUUAUUUCACGGAGGCAUUCACCCAAACAGCCCUUAAGCAACUCCAAGUUGAGUGGGAGAAGCGUCAAAAGGAACCAUCGCAUGAUCGUCCCGGCGAGGAACGACCCACAUAACCGGUGGAAACCGUGCCUCAAAAUCCAUUUUGUCGUGGAAACCAAGGUGAAAAAAGGGCAAAUAUGUAUGACGCGGACCCUGUAUG